GUCGCUUUGGUGGUAAACAGCGAAAUCUCCUAACUUCGCCAUCUACUAGAUGUAGUGUAAGCGCUAGAAAAUGUCUCCUAAAAUUGGAAUCAACGGUUUUGGCAGGAUCGGGCGAAUUGUGUUAAGGGCGGCACUUGGCAAGGGACUUUCCGUUUGCCUAAUUAAUGAUCCUUUUAUUGAUUUGGAUUAUAUGGUGUAUAUGUUUAAGUAUGACUCCACCCACGGGACAUUUAACGGCGAAGUGUCCGCCUCUGGAGGGAAGCUAGUGGUCAAUGGUCAGGAGAUCUUGGUGUCUAACGAGAAGGAUCCUAGUGCUAUUCCAUGGAGCAGCGUCGGCGUGGAGUAUGUGGUCGAGUCUACUGGAGUGUUUACCACGGUCGAAAAGGCAAAACAGCACAUCGCGGGCGGUGCCUCCAAGGUAAUCAUCUCAGCACCCUCGCCUGACGCCCCUAUGUUCGUCAUGGGCGUGAACCACUCCAAGUACACGUCGGACUUAGAGGUGGUCAGCAACGCCUCCUGCACGACCAACUGUUUGGCGCCCCUGGUCAAGGUGAUCCAUGACAAUUUUGGCAUUGUUGAAGCUCUGAUGACCACAGUUCACGCUACGACAGCUACACAGAAAACAGUUGACGGACCAAGUUCUAAAGAUUGGAGGGGAGGUCGCGGUGCUGGUCAAAACAUCAUCCCAUCGACUACUGGCGCUGCCAAGGCUGUGGGAAAGGUGAUUCCUGAGCUAGAAGGAAAGAUCACAGGGAUGGCUUUCAGAGUCCCGACGCCCAAUGUCUCAGUAGUUGACCUUACCUGUAGACUAGAGAAAGGUGCCGACUAUGAACUCAUUAAGAGUCUGAUCAAGGCGUCGUCAGAGGGGGACAUGAAGGGGAUCAUUGGCUACACGGAAAACGACAUCGUCUCCUCUGACGUAUGUGGGGAGACUUACAGUUCUCUGUUCGACGCUAAGGCUGGGAUCAGCCUGAACGACAAGUUCGUCAAACUCAUUAGCUGGUACGACAACGAGAUGGGGUACAGCACCAGGCUGGUGGAGCUGAUCAGCUACAUGUACACGGUGGAUCAUUAGUGGCAGUGGAUGCAAGUGUGCUUUGUGACGUUUUAAUCCACUCUGUAGAUAGGAAAAUAUUUGCUUAAUAGAGUGAAUCUAAAAAAUAAAUGAGUUGAAGAAUAGAAAGAUGAAUGAGUGCGUUUAACAGAGAAGCAUUUUACGAGUAAAACUUCAUGUGUAGAAUUGGUUACCAUGAGUAAUUUCAGGACAUGGCAGACUGAAUUAAAACUCUCAUCCAGUAUAUGACAUAUGUACAUAUAGCUAAAGAAUAAACCAAUCCAAUUUAAAAAAAAUGACAUAUAUAAUUAUUCAAUUAAAAAAGAAAGUGAUAAAAUCUAAUUAGCACCUAGAUCUAGGUCUUAGCGACAUUUGCGCGUUUCAAUAACUUUUUAUACUCAAAAUUUAAUGUUUCCCAUUUAUUCAGUGUUUUUUUAUCACAUUUUUUAAAACCUUGAUUCUUAAAUCAAAUUCUUUAUUUUUUCGGGACUCGAUCACAAACAAAAAGGAUACUGUAUGCAUAUUAGAUAUAUCAAAACUGCUCUUAAAUUUCAAAUAUCUUAUACUGACAAACUGUCAAUAUUUUGUUUUCUUUGACAUACACAUACAAAAAAUAUAUGUAACAUAUAUUGUCAUAUAUACUUUAAAUAUACUUUGUUUAAUAUUUAUAUAUAAUUGAGAAUAAUUUACAUUCUUGUUUAUAGUGUGUAAUGACAAAUAUAAUGAAUGAAUGAUAUAUAUAUGACACGAAAUAAAAAAUCAUAUCUUUUGUUUA
Molecule: messenger RNA, 1829 nt
Organism: Biomphalaria glabrata
Lineage: Eukaryota; Metazoa; Mollusca; Gastropoda; Planorbidae
Product: glyceraldehyde-3-phosphate dehydrogenase-like
Exons: 7
Coding region: 71-1075 (334 amino acids)
Biological process (GO): glucose metabolic process
Molecular function (GO): NAD binding; oxidoreductase activity, acting on the aldehyde or oxo group of donors, NAD or NADP as acceptor; NADP binding
Source: RefSeq, a predicted model, not a curated record